This is a messenger RNA of Chanos chanos (milkfish), 1629 nucleotides long. RefSeq names its product Bardet-Biedl syndrome 4 (gene bbs4). Gene Ontology annotation, molecular function: protein binding. The record is from RefSeq and is a predicted model, not a curated record. The transcript is spliced from 16 exons. Gene Ontology annotation, biological process: protein localization to cilium; cilium assembly. Lineage: Eukaryota; Metazoa; Chordata; Actinopteri; Gonorynchiformes; Chanidae. The coding region runs from base 1 to 1629 and encodes 542 amino acids. Gene Ontology annotation, cellular component: ciliary basal body.
AUGGCUGACGACAACACAAAAACGGAUACCCAGCUUCCACUGACUAUUGAACUCAAGAAACCACGUCCCAAAAAAGCUCCAGAGCUUCCAAUACUGGAGAGGAGGAAUUGGCUUAUCCACUUACACUACAUUCGUAAAGACUAUGAGACAUGCAAGGCUAUCAUCAGAGAGCAGUUACAGGAGACCCAAGGCAUGUGUGAAUAUGCUGUAUAUGUUCAAGCGUUAAUUCUGCGUCUGGAGGGGAAGAUCCAGCAGUCUCUAGAGCUGUUCCAGAGCUGUGCCAUUCUCAACCCAACCAGCUCUGACAACCUGAAACAAGUUGCCCGAUCCCUUUUUCUGCUGGGAAAACACAAAGCCGCUAUAGAGGUUUACAAUGAGGCAGCCAGACUGAACCAGAGAGACUGGGAAAUCAGCCAUAAUCUUGGUGUGUGCUACAUCUACACGAAGGACUUCAAAAGUGCAGAGGAACAGUUGAACAUUGCCCUGCAGCUGAACAAGCAUGAUUUGACUUACAUGAUGCUUGGAAAGACCCAUCUGCUGCAAGGGGACACUGAAAAGGCCAUUGAAGUAUACAGAAAUGCCGUAGACUUCUCGCCGGAGAAUACGGAUUUACUCACUACUCUUGGCCUGCUGUACAUGCAACUUGGAAAGUACCAGAAGGCGUUUGAACAUCUUGGCAAUGCUCUGACAUACGACCCCAACAACUUCAAGGCAAUUCUGGCUGCAGGCAGCAUGAUGCAAACCCACGGAGAUUUUGACGUGGCCAUGAAUAAAUAUCGCGUGGCUGCGUAUGCUGUUCCAGAGAGUCCUCCCCUGUGGAACAACAUUGGCAUGUGUUUCUUUGGGAAGAAGAAAUAUGUAGCAGCCAUCAGCUGCCUAAAAAGGGCCAACUACCUGUCUCCGUUUGACUGGAAGAUCCUGUAUAAUCUGGGCUUGGUGCAUCUGACCAUGCAGCAGUACGCCUCAGCGUUCCACUUCCUCAGCGCCGCCAUCAACCUGCAUCCCAAGAUGGGCGAACUCUACAUGCUGUUAGCUCUUGCCUUGACCAAUCUGGAUGAUGUGGAGAAUGCACGGAGAUCAUAUGAGCAAGCAGUUAUGUUAGAUGAGUCAAACCCUCUGGUUAAUCUGAACUUUGCUAUCAUGCUGUACAACCAAGGGGACAAAAAAGCAGCCCUGCAGCAGUACCAAGAGAUGGAGCGAAAGGUCAAUGCGCUUUUGGAGAGCAGCAGUAACACUGAAUUUGAUCCAGAGAUGAUCGAGAUGGCCCAGAAAAUGGGGGCUGCUCUUCAGGCUGGAGAUGCGCUGAUGUGGACCAAACCUGGCAAAGACUCAAAGUCCAGCCAACGCUCAACUGCCAGCAAACAGGCCACUUCUCAGCAACCCCUGGGUACCAACCAGGCCCUUGGACAAGCUAUGUCUUCAGCAGCUGGUUACAGCAAGAGUAUUCAGCUUGCUGCAGGUUCUGCCCAGCCCAAGCCUCCAUCCUUACCCUUGGAACCUGAGCCAGACGUGGAGAGUGCACCCUCCCCUCCAUCAGAUCCGCCUGGUGCCCCAGAUCCUGAAGACCCUGCAGACUCCAGCAAAUCCAAAGAAAAAAAGAAGAGCAAGUCCAAACCAGUGCCUGAGUGA